AUGAGCUUGCAGUUCCUCCAGGAUCUCGGCAUGGACUCCAGCGACUACCACUUCAUGUUUCGCACGCCUCGCAGUCCAGCGUCCAACGUGUCAGUUGCGGGCGAUGGCGCGUCACGGAGCGUGAACGCUCUGUCUCUGCAGCGCGAUACGCCAACAACUACGGCUCUUCCCCUGCUGGAUGGGCAUACCGACACGAAGCCUGAGGCGCUGGGCUUGACGGGCGAUAUGGACCCAUACAUCCUGCGGAAAUACCGGACUGACAAUCACGGCGUCUUCAAGUUCAAGCAGCUCGCCGUUUAUUCGGUGCAGGAACAGCCGUUCCCGGUGCAGUUCCUCCUGUCUCAGCCGUCGCUCUUUGGCAAGUCGCUGGAACAGACCGGCCAUGCCACACCAGGAGAGGCGUAUCUGAGGACACAGUUGGAGCAGUUGGUGCCAUCCACGAUGGGCAAGCGACUCAUCUCACUGUGGUCAAAAUUCGCCGGGGCGCAGUACCCCAUCUUCUCCUCGGCCGCGAUGCCUGAUCCUGAGACCAGUCCUGCGCACCUCCUCGCUGCUGUGUACGCCAUUGCCGUUCCCUUCGCCAUGCACGACGAUAAGCUCUGUAUUGAUCUCGCAUAUGACGCCUUCCCGUACUCGACGCUUUCGCAGGUUCUCAAUACCUCACUGGCACCGGAUCUGCACUCACCGAGCCUCGAAACCGUGCAGACGAUGCUGCUGCUCGUGCUAAGGCCAUCGUCCAAUCCACUGGUCUCCGAUGCGUCGCAUCAGUGGAAUCUUAUGGGGGCUCUGGUCGCGGCGGCCACCAACGUCGGUUUGCACCUAGACCCUACGCCCUGGGGGCUGCUGGCGGCGGACGUGGCUCUGAGGCGCCGACUAUCAUUCCUCAUCUACUCGACGGACCGUUUGCUCGCCGCCAGCUUGGGCAAGCCGCCACUCAUUGAUCCGGACAAUUGGCUUGUCAAUACACUGCUUCCCUCGGACCAGCACGAUAGCAACGUCCCUGAUGCCGCCUGGGAAUGUUUACUAAAACUGUCGGCGGUGACCAUGCUUGUUGCCGAGGCUUUAGCGAAACUAUAUUCGCUGCGCAUCUUGCAGUCAUCGUCCCAAAACCCCGGACUCAGCGACAUUGCCAUGUCGUUGGCGAACCAUCUGGACGAGUCCUACCAUUCCGCCGGCAAUCAUGAUCCAUCACAUCAAGCAGGGAUACAAAUGUCGCUGGCCAUCUGCGAUCUAGCGUAUCACCACACAAAUCUCAUCGUACAUCGCGCGGCGAUGAGGCCAUUCCUUGACACCGAGAACCUAGGAGGCUCUUCCGAUCUCACCGCCCGCGCCGAAACAGUGCGACAAAGCAUGAGAGACUGCACCCAGGGCUUUCACGCUUUCAUCAAGGAUCUGAGAGCGGAGGAUGUCAACGGCGUUUGGCCACCGUGGGCGCAGGCUGCGAUCUCAUCUCUCUGCUUCACCCAGCUCACAAUGGUCUCAUCAGCAUCUACGUAUGAUGAAGCUCUCGACUGGAUAAAGCGGCUGCAGAUGACCCGAAAGGAACUGCGACUCAAAGCGAAGUCCUUCCCCAUCCUCUGCUUGGGCCUACUUCGCAUUGACUCCAUCUUCUGGCGCGGCGUCGACAACGUUCUUCACCUCCCACCUCAUGUGUCACAGGCAUUUUCCUCACUGGAAGACGGCACAUGA
Purpureocillium lilacinum is the source of this 1689-nucleotide messenger RNA. RefSeq lists its product as uncharacterized. Gene Ontology annotation, cellular component: nucleus. The record is from RefSeq and is a predicted model, not a curated record. Gene Ontology annotation, biological process: DNA-templated transcription. Lineage: Eukaryota; Fungi; Ascomycota; Sordariomycetes; Hypocreales; Ophiocordycipitaceae. Gene Ontology annotation, molecular function: zinc ion binding; DNA binding.